AAUUUUUUUUGUCAUUCCGCCUCUGCCUCUCUCGCUCGGUCUCUCUCACUCUCAACCUCCUCUCCCCAAAUCCGCCGCCAACUUCUUCCAGAUUUCUCUGUCGCUCUCUCUCAGCCGCUCUCUAGCUCUCCCAUAUUUGCAAAACCUGGUUGUAUGACCUUCUGUUUAACUCUAAGCUCUCUCUCCCUCUAUCUCUCGUUGUUCUAGCUCUGAAAUACAGCCCUAGAAAAUAGUGCUGUAUAAUCGAAGGGCCCUAUGAGGUUGGAGAAAUGCUGGUUCUGUUCCUCCACCGUGUAUCCUGGACAUGGGAUUCAGUUCGUUCGUAAUGAUGCAAAGAUUUUUCGAUUUUGUAGAUCCAAAUGCCACAAGAACUUUAAAAUGAAGAGGAAUCCUCGCAAGGUAAAAUGGACUAAGGCCUAUAGGCGGUUGCGUGGGAAGGAUAUGACACAGGACUCGACCUUUGAGUUUGAGAGAAAGCGAAAUAGGCCUGAGAGAUAUGACAGGAAUCUUACAGCAAACACUCUGAAGGCCAUUAAGAAGAUCGAUAAAGUUAGAGUUGAUAGGGAGGCCAGACACCAUGAGAAGAGGAUGAAGGGCAAGAAGGCCAAGGAGCACAGGGAGGCAGCAAAAGAGUUGGAACAGAGCAUCAGCUUGGUCAAAGCUCCAAGUGUGCUACAACAAGAUCCAUCGUUCAACUUACCGAUCAAGGUCAAGGUUUCUCAACAGCAGCCCGACAAAAGCCUCGCCAUGAUGGAGGAGUAAUUUUAUUGUUGGAUGUUCGUUUUCUAUGUUUCAUUAUUUUAGUGUGCUUCAGAUUGUUGUAUUCGAGCUUUUUUCCCAAAGUUUCAUUAACUGUAAUUUUGACUUAUAUUGGAGACAUCAUGAACUUUAUAGAUUUAUGUUUAACAAGUGAUUGUGGAAAAAAGAGAUUGCGACGGCAUCUUUUUGGAAAUAUAAAAUUUAUCAUGGCAA
Prunus persica (peach) is the source of this 972-nucleotide messenger RNA. Its product is annotated as probable ribosome biogenesis protein RLP24. The transcript is spliced from 6 exons. The record is from RefSeq and is a predicted model, not a curated record. NCBI's taxonomy places the organism in Eukaryota, Viridiplantae, Streptophyta, Magnoliopsida, Rosales, Rosaceae. The coding region runs from base 256 to 762 and encodes 168 amino acids. Gene Ontology annotation, biological process: ribosomal large subunit biogenesis. Gene Ontology annotation, cellular component: nucleolus.